This is a messenger RNA of Pezoporus occidentalis (night parrot), 5270 nucleotides long. It is a transcript of the gene PPHLN1, whose product is annotated as periphilin 1. The transcript is spliced from 10 exons. The coding region runs from base 688 to 1830 and encodes 380 amino acids. Gene Ontology annotation, biological process: negative regulation of DNA-templated transcription; protein localization to heterochromatin; negative regulation of gene expression, epigenetic. Lineage: Eukaryota; Metazoa; Chordata; Aves; Psittaciformes; Psittacidae. The record is from RefSeq and is a predicted model, not a curated record. Gene Ontology annotation, cellular component: nucleoplasm.
AAGGGUGGGUGCGUGAAGUGGCGGGACGGGGUGGGGGAGGAACCGGGAAGGAAAACCGCCCAGGGGCGGGGGUUGCGGCGUGCCAACGGGAAUGGCUUUUGUAAACGUUAUCUCUUCACCCUUUCUUAAACCCACAAGUGAUUUUGGUUUUCAGUUUAAUUUGUGGUUUUUCUUUGAAGGGAAGGAUGAUCCCACUUGUGUGUACGCCUGAGAGUUAAUUUAAACUUUAAUAACUGGUAACGAAUGUUUGGAGGCUGUAUAAACCACGUUGUAAAUGCUUCCAGUGAGGUGUCUUGUGGGUAUGAGGGUGCAGGGUCAGUGUCUUUAUGUUUCUAGAAGGAUAAACAAGACAUAAGUAUGUCACUCAGCAUAUUUCCUUAGAACUGCUAGAAUAAGUCGUUACACACAGCUUAAAAACAGGGCAUCUGUAGUAGAUUUAAAGCCUUUAUUAGUAUCUAAACACUAUCAGUGUGCUUUCCAUGGUUCUUCAUUCUCAUCCACAUUUCUCUUUGCCCUGCAUUAGUGUUUUCAUGGGUAGUCUUAACAAUUCUUUAUCUGAGGUGUCUGGGACUUCAAGGGAACAAAGUCUCUGUCAGAAGGACACAGAAGGACGUGGAAACUGACCGAAUGUGUGCAAGCGAUAAUUGAAUGGAUAUUCAGAAGCAGAGUUACUAAAACUGAGAGAAAAUGUCAUAUCGAAGAGAUGAAAUGUGGUCUGAAGGGCGAUAUGACUAUGAAAGAGUUCCAAGAGAACGUCUGCCUCCAAGGAUGCAUCCUAAUGAUAAUUACCAUAGAGUAGUAAACGUUGGGCCCAAGAAACCACCACUGCUUGAAAGACCUGGAGAAGGGAAUUACAGUCGGUAUAAUGAUUACGGUCAUGCUGAGUACAGAGACUAUGAAGAGGGUCGCAGUUUUGGCCAUGAGCGAAGAAGUGGCCCUCCACAUCGAGGUGUACGUAAGGAUGAAUCAGGAUACAGGUGGCCAAGGGAUGAUCAUCCUCUAAGUCGGCACCCUGAAUACAGGGAUGUCAGAGAUGGCUUCAGAAGAAAAAGCGUCUAUCCUUCUCAUUACAUGAGAGAACGAUCCCCUCACAGGAGGGACUCUCCUCUCUUCAGGGAAUCACCAGGGAGCCGAAGGGAUUCUCCACACAGCAGAUCUGGCUCUAGUGUCAGCAGCAGGAGCUACUCUCCUGAAAGAAGCAAAUCCUAUCCUUUCCACCAGUCCCAGCAUAGCAGAAAUAUGUCAUCUUUACAUAAAAGAAAUACUUCUUCUCAGCAAGGUAAAGAGAGGGCAUCAGGUCUAUCAUUGAAAACAUCAAGAGAUGCAUCGCCUUCAGGCUCCAUAGCAGUAUCCUCAUCAAAGGCCUCGGAUAAGAGCAACAGACCAUCGGAAAAGGAGCUUGCAGAAGCUGCAAGCAAGUGGGCAGCUGAAAAGUCAGAGAAGGCCGAUGAAAGCAAUGUACCUGAAGCAGAGUAUGAAGCUGGAUCUUCAGCUCCGUUAUACAGCGAACAAACAGAGGAAGCAGAAACAAAUAUAACAGACAGUACAGAAUUAUACGAGGAUGGUCAGCUUCUUGGUCGCUCAAAAGCAAUUGCAACUAAGACGAAGGAGAUUGAACAGAUCUACCGACAAGACUGUGAAACCUUUGGCAUGGUAGUGAAGAUGCUAAUUGAUAAAGAUCCGUCAUUGGAGAAGUCCAUUCAGUUUGCCCUGAGGCAGAAUUUGCAUGAAAUAGGUGAACGGUGUAUAGAAGAACUCAAACAUUUCAUUGCUCAGUACGAUGCUGCCAAUCAAGAUAUGUCAGAAUCCUUCAAAGAAGGCUCACACUAAGGACAGAAAUAUGCUUUUAGAUCCUCUUCAUUGUGUAUGCCAUAAUACAUAAAUCUGCUUUUUUGCUAGGAAAGAGGAGAUCUUGCUGGGAAUUUGAACCCAAGGCCUGCGCUCCUUUGUAGUAGCUCAGGUGGCUAUAUCAUGUUCACUGUGGUCUCCACAAUUGUAUUCUUCCUACCUGUACUUGUUGACAUAUAUUCCUUUGAAAGGAUGUCCUUUUCAAAAAUGCUGUAAAGUGACAAACUAUUUUUGAAGCCUUUACACAGUUACCUAGGAACAACUGUUCAGUCUGAUGUAUGUACACUUACAUUUUGAUGUUUAUAAGUGUAACUUCAAACACUGUAUUUUUUAUUAAAGUAACAAAAAGCAGUUCUUCAUUCUUCAACUUACACAGAAAGAAGUCUUGUUUUCAUAUAUACUAUAGGAAGGGAAGAAUUGCAAAAUUGGUAGCAGCUAUGUUUUAUUUAUUAUAGUUUAAUUUUAAACUUCAGGUUCAUUCUGUAAAAUUGCACUAGGGGUUAUCUCUAGUCUCUGACUGCCAGAGCAAUGCUACUUGGUGUAAGUGCUGUACUUGUGUUCUAAUUGCAGGUUCUGCGAGUGCUGUUUAAAUGUUGGUGUUUUCCAUGUCAUGAGUCAUUUAUAGUGAGCAGUAUUCAAGGAGUCAUGGGUGCUUGAGGUUGGAAGGGACCACUGGGGGGUCAUCUAAUGCAACGCCCCUGCUCAGGCAGGGUCACCUAGAGCACACUGCUCAGGACUGUGUCCAGAUGGAUCUUCCCCAGGGAAGGAGACUCCACAACCUCUCUGGGCAACCUACUCCAAUGCUCAGUAAAGAAGUUCUUCAUGUUCAGAUGAAACUUCCUGGGGUCUGCUUUAUGCCCAUUGCCUCUCAUUCUGUCACUUGGCAUCACCAAGAAGAGUCUGGCCUUAUCCUCUUGACACCCUCCCUUCAGAUACUUGCGCACACUGAUCCGAGCCUGUGAGUCUUCUCUAGGCUGAACAGCUCCCUCAGCCUUCCCUCAUACGAGAGAUGCUCCAGACCCUUCUUCAUUCCCAUAGCCCUUCACUGGACUUGCUCCUGGAGCUCCAUGUCUCUUUUGCACUGGGAAACCCAGAACUGGACACACUAAUCAAGAUGAGGCCUCACUGGGGGUGAGUAGAGGGAGGAUUACCUCCCUCGACCUGCUGGCAGUGCUCUUCCGGAUGCAGCCCAGGAUACCAUUGGCCUUCUUGGCCACAGGGGCACAUGACUGGCUCAUGAACAACUUGUGCACCAGGACCCCCAGGUCCUUCUCUGCAGAGCUGCUUUCCAUCAGGUCAGCUCCCAGCCUGUACUGGUGCUUGGGGUUAUUUCCAGUUUCCCUUUGGUGAAUCCAUGCUGACUACUCCUGAUAGCUGCCUCGUCUUCCACAUGCCUUCCGUAUGGUCUCCAGGAUGAGCCAUUCCAUCACCUGACCAGGGAUUGAGGUGAGGUUGACCAGUCUGUAGCUCCAAGGCUUCUCCUUCUUGCCGUUACUGAAGACUGGGGUGACAUUUGCCUUCUUCCAGUCCUCAGGCACCUCUCCUGCUUGCCAUGACCUUUCAAAGAUGAUCAAGAGUGGCCUAGCAAUAAGGUUUGCCAGCUCCCUCAGCACUCAUGGGUGCAUCUUGUCAGAUCCCUUGGACUUGCAGAUGUCAUGUUUGUCUACAUGAUCUCUAAUCCAAUCCUUCUCAACCAAGGGAAGGACUUGCUUUCUCCAGACCUUCCCUGUCGUCUUCUGGGUCAGGGACUCCUGGGGGCUGACCUUGGCAUUGAAGAUUGAAGCAAAGAAGGCAUUCAGUGUCUCUGUGUCCUCUGUCACCAGGGGCAUCCCUGCUCCAUUCAGUAGCAGGCUUACGUUUUCCCUAGUUUUCCUUUAUUAUUGAUGUAUUUGAAGAAGCCUUUCUUGUUGUCCUUGACGUCCUUAGCUAGAUAUUUUUCCAAAAGAGCCUUGGCUCUCCUUGUCGCAUUUCUGCAUACUCUGACAACAUCCCUAUAUUCUUCCCAGGUGGCCUGUCGCUGCUUCCACCUCCUGUGUAUCUCCUGCUUGUGUUUGAGUUUUAUGUAGGAUGAAUUCCAUUUUUUGUUACUAUUUGCUACUAAAUGUGUCCUUUGUUAUGUUUUUGACUGCACCUUACAGAGUAUAACUGCAGGUAACCACUGAGCAGGGAAAGGUCCCUUCUCCUACUCUCUCUGUCUCCCCCCUUAAGCCUUCUCACCACUUCUCAUGCAGCAGUUUUCACAAUCAGGAGGCUGUGUGUAAUCUUCAUUUCUGGCAUCAAGAAGGAGCAGGAAUUCAGGGGGACAAGGAAAGUGAGCAGCAUUGUCUCUUUAGGAACUCCCAAGUUUCCUUUGGAUUAGGUAUAAUGUCAAGUUGAACUGUAAGGCCCCAGAUUCAUCAUCAUUUCACACCUAGGUGGUUCUGGAUAAUGUCUGGCAUCCCUAUUGACCUGCUAGAGUGAUUAGAGUUGGUUGAGUGGUUGGGGAGGCUGCCAGUGCUGCAUGAUUACUUUUCAGAGGUGAAAAAUACUUAGGACUCAUUGGUGAUAUCCUGACUGUUGAAUUCUCUUUACAUGUAAUAACGUUCUGUUUUUUAUGAAUGUUUUAGGAAGGGGAUAAUUUGAGUCAUAAACACAAAGGUAAGUAUAAGCAUGAUUGUUUUGUAUACAUUUGCAUUUAGAAACGUGAAACUCUGUAAAAAAACUUCCAAAGUGCACAUUAUUUUGAAAUUAAAAAGUCACUGAAUUCAGCCCCUUUAUCAAGAGAGCUUCCAAGGUUUCACCAGAAUGGUGUGCAGAAAAGUAAGGGAAAUAGCAAUGGUUUUGCCUGUACAAGGUACUGUUUGUAUCACAGCAUCUUACACAUGCAAAUCUUGAUAGGGUAUAUUAAAAGUGUAUUGCAUCAGAUUCCUGAGGUGCCCAAUUAGCUUUAAUGUCAGCAGGGUGUGGUUUUCCAGUUGGCUUUUGUUGGUUUCUACAACAAGAGUUCACAUUGCUCGAAGGAGAUGACCUACAACUUACCUUGUUGGCACCCGGCAUUGUGUGGGCUGCACAGUAAGUGGGAAUCAGCUCCCACAUCCUACAGGAUGCUAAUCUGGGGAGGGAGAGAAGGGAAGAGAGGCAACCUGCUGUGGCACAGUAGUCAGAUCUGACCCGCCCCUUCUGGCAGCAACCCAGUUUGCCAAGAUCUGUCAUGAAACCACAGGCAAAGCCUUCUCUGAGGCAGAAGCACUUCACUGCUUGUUACAGGACUGAGAGCCUCCAGGGUGUUGCAUCAAACUUUCUGCUUUGGGUUGGAAAUGCUAGUGGGAAAAUCCUGAAAUUAUGUUUAAUAUAUUUUUUAUUAAAAGUGUUCAUUAUAACUGUAUAGUUUGUUAGGAGUCUCCUUUGUUAGAAGCCUGAUUAAAUUUACUAUGAUAAAAGUG